Messenger RNA from Peronospora belbahrii, 1089 nucleotides. Lineage: Eukaryota; Oomycota; Peronosporomycetes; Peronosporales; Peronosporaceae. The record is from the annotation of a GenBank genome assembly.
AUGAAGCAGCCUCUUCUUAGUCAUGUGUACAACUGGAUUAUUAACUGUAAGCGUCUACGAGAGACAAGUGAGAAGCAGCGCAUUGCAUCACCACAUAUUCCUCUAUUCAGUAUAGGGAACGUCACGUUUGGAGCUACUGGAAAGACUCCAUUUGUGCAGUUUUUACUCGAUUACGUGUUACAGCAUGGAAAGAAACGUCUCGUGCCAAUGUUACUAAGUCGUGGGUAUGGUGAUGAUGAAUGGCGCAUGCUAAGUAACCAAUUCCCAGCGUGUAUCAUGGCAUUAGGAGGUGAUCGUGUAGCGAUUGGUGUUGCGAAAGUAAAGGAAUUAGGUGGAGAUGGAGCACCAUUGAGCUGUAUCGUGUUAGAUGACGGAUUACAGCAAUGGCGACUAGUAAAGGACCUGGAGAUUGUAAUGGUGGAUGCUCUUCAUCCGUUGGGUAAUGGUCUGCUCUUGCCGUGGGGAAGUCUACGAGAAAUGCCACGUGAUGCUUUUGCAAGGGCCGACGUGGUGAUUCUACAUCAUGCAAAUCUGGUAGAUACUGAACGCAUUCAAGACCUGAUGGACAAUGUCAGAGCGUUGAUGGACGCAAGGAAGAAGGCUAUAAUUGCGACAUCAAAGCUGCAGGUCAUGGGGUUGGUCUCUGCUAAGAAGCUUCUGGCAAAUGCAAUGAGUAGCACAAGUGGUCAUGUUGCUUUGGAGAGAGAUGAUGAUCUACUAUGCUUGGAUGGUCUUUCCGUUUUGGUCGUAUGUGGUGUAGGUAAUCCAGAGUCCGUCGAGUUAGUCGUGAAAAAAUUGGCAUCUUGGGCUCAAAUGGAAGUGAUAGCAUUUCCUGAUCAUCACGCAUUUACUGAAACGGAUGUGCAUGAUGUUGUCAAGCGAUCACGUGAGCUCCAGCAAAAGAACAGUUUAGUAGUACUGACUACAGAAAAAGAUUUUGCUCGAGCACGACUUGCAAUGCAGCUUCUUGCCGAAAAAGUCGACUUACGAGUUCUUCAGUGCAAGCUAGAGCUGCUUCACAAUUGUAAACAAGUCAAGCAACGUAUCGACGCGUGCUUGAGCAAAACAAUUGAAAGACAUGAGCAAUAG